AUGACGGCAGCAGAGAUAAAUAAGAGAUCUUUCCUGGAACUUGAGGACUCUCAAGGAAACCUCGUACCAAGAAAACACAUCUGCUUGACUGACGAGCAGGAGGAAGCUGUUGCUAAUGAAAUCCCCUUGGAACCAGCGGGACUUUUGGAUUCGGAGAACUACGCAAAGUGGCAAGAUACGAUUAGUAAAGUGGUCCAAGCCGUCGUAUCCAUUCAUUUCUCACAAGUAGCGCCCUUUGAUUGUGAUCCGCCACUCGUGUCAGAAGCUACUGGCUUUGUAGUCGAUUCCGAACUUGGUAUUAUUCUAACAAACAGACAUGUGGUAGGCGCCGGCCCAUUUGUGGGUUACGUUGUCUUUGAUAAUCAUGAAGAAUGCGACGUGAUACCGAUAUACAGAGAUCCUGUUCACGAUUUUGGGUUUUUGAAGUUUGAUCCUAGCAAGAUCAAGUACAUGAACAUACAUGCUUUGAAGCUAAUGCCAUCUUUAGCGAAAGUUGGUUCGGAAAUCAGGGUAGUCGGUAACGAUGCCGGAGAGAAGCUGAGUAUUUUGGCUGGGUUCAUCAGCAGAGUUGAUAGAAAUGCGCCUGAUUACGGAGAACUCACUUAUAAUGACUUCAAUACAGAAUAUAUACAGGCAGCGGCUGCAGCAUCGGGCGGUUCAAGCGGUUCGCCAGUGGUGAAUAUUGAAGGAGACGCUGUGGCUCUACAGGCUGGUGGUUCCACCGAAGCUUCGACAGACUUCUUCUUGCCGCUUGACAGAGUUCUAAGAGCUUUGAAAAACAUUCAAAGUGGCAAACCUAUUUCUCGAGGGACAAUUCAAACUCAAUUCUUGCUGAAGCCCUUUGAUGAAUGUAAAAGAUUGGGCCUGACGUCCGAACGGGAAGCAGAAGCUAGGAGGAACUUCCCUGGCAAGAUCGGUCUGCUUGUGGCAGAGACUGUUCUAAGAGAAGGGCCCGCUGAUGGCAAAUUAAAAGAGGGUGAUACUCUCAUAUCGAUUAAUGGGAUACAUAUUUCAUCUUUCAUACAGGUCGAUGAUAUUCUGGAUGAACAUGUUGGUCAGACGAUCGAAAUUCUUGUACAACGCGGAGGCGUCGAUCAUCUGUGGAAAUGCGAAGUUGGAGAUCUGCAUCAAAUUACACCUUCUCGUUAUGUGGAGGUUUGUGGAGCAACUUUCAACGAGUUGUCUUAUCAAAUGGCAAGAUUCUAUGCUUUGCCAGUGAAAGGUGUCUUUUUGAGUAGCGCAUCCGGCUCUUUCAAUUUCGAUGCCAAGGAGAAGAUCGGCUGGAUAGUGGAUUUUAUUGACAACAAAGCAACUCCUGACUUGAACACAUUCAUUGAAGUUAUGAAGACUAUUCCAGAUCGUAAGCGUGUGACGGUAAAAUAUCAUCAUUUAACAGACCAACAUUCACCUCACGUAGCAUCGGUUUAUGUGGACCGCCACUGGUGUAAUGAGUUCCGCAUUUAUGAGAGAAACGAUGAAACGGGUAUUUGGGAUUAUAGAAACGUUGCAGAUCCGAUACCAGCAGAGGAAAUAACCCCACAAUCUGCAAAAUUUAUAGACAUCCCUGUGGAAAACUCUAACAUUGCGAAACUUUCUCGCUCGUUAUGCAUGGUUUCCACGGUCUGUGCCAUUCCUUUGGACUCGAUGGCUGCCGAGACUCAAAAAACAUCAGGCUUGAUUUUGGAUUCUGAGAGGGGCUAUGUUAUUGUCUCUCGGAGAGUUGUACCCCAUGACUGUCUUGAUGCAUUUGUGACUAUCGCAGACUCUGUUGUGAUCCCUGCUAAUGUUGUAUUCCUUCAUCCAACGCAGAAUUAUGCUAUUUUGCAAUAUGACCCAUCAUUAAUUCAGGCUGCAGUGAUUACUCCGAAACUUUCAAAUAAAAGAUUGAAACGAGGUGAUAAGGCACAGUUCGUUGGUAUAACCCACAAUAAUAGGCUGGUGACUUCUGAAACAAACGUCACUGAUAUCUCUUCAGUAAGCAUUCCUAGCAAUCUCAUCCCUCGUUAUCGGGCAACAAAUUUGGAGGCUAUCUCAAUCGACUGCAACGUAAGCACCAAGUGUAACUCUGGUAUACUUGCAGAUAACGACGGUACCGUGAGGGCCUUAUGGUUAUCCUUCAUGGGUGAAAGACAAGAUAGCAAAGAGAAAAUAUAUCUCAUGGGGCUAGAUAUUAAUGAAUGUCUAGACGUAAUUGAGAUUUUAAAACAGGGAAAAACCCCUAAAGUCAGCAUAGUGGAUGCUGGGUUUGGUUCUAUCUCUAUCCUGCAGGCUAGAAUCCGUGGCGUACCACAAGAAUGGAUUGAACGUAUGGAAAAUGAAUCGGAUAACAGACUUCAGUUCAUUACAGUUACCAGAGUUUCGUGUACUACUGAAGAAGUAAAACUUGAAACGGGCGAUAUUAUUUUAUCCGUCAAUGGUAAAUUAGUUAUCAGUAUGAGUGAUUUGGACGGUGUCGUCACUGCGAGCGACGAUGAGAGGAAACCUCAAACUAUGAAGUUCAAAAUUGUGCGAGAAGGACGAGUCCUCGAUCUAGAUAUAAGCCUGAGCGAGGUUCAAGAAACCGAUCAGGUUGCCAUCUUUGCUGGUAGUAUAAUUCAGAAACCACAUCAUGCAGUUCGCCAAGCUAUGGUCAACCUUCCAAGUGAGGUGUAUUGCAUAUUCAGAGGCGAAUCUUCACCAGCGGUUCAGUAUGGUAUCUCGGCAACGAACUUCAUCACGCAUGUAAACGAGAUGGAAACGCCCGAUGUGGAUACUUUCCUGGCUGUGGUUAAAGCCAUUCCAGAUAACACUUACUGCAAGAUGAGGCUCGUCACCUUCGACAACGUCCCGUUCGCCAUUUCUUUAAAGACGAACUACCAUUAUUUCCCAACGGCAGAAUUGAAGAAAGAUACAAAUACAAAUAAAUGGAUUGAACGGGAAUAUAGCAAGAGUGAAGCGAAGUGA
Molecule: messenger RNA, 2943 nt
Organism: Torulaspora globosa
Lineage: Eukaryota; Fungi; Ascomycota; Saccharomycetes; Saccharomycetales; Saccharomycetaceae
Gene: NMA111
Product: Nma111p
Exons: 1
Coding region: 1-2943 (980 amino acids)
Biological process (GO): proteolysis
Molecular function (GO): serine-type endopeptidase activity; protein binding
Source: RefSeq, a predicted model, not a curated record